AUGGUCCAGCGCAUAUUAUCUGCGGCGAUACUAGCACCAGGAAUCACGGUCUUCCUAUGGCUAUCACCAGCAAUUGCGACGUCUACCGUCUGUAGCUUUAUGACCAGUAUUUGCUCGUACGAAUACGCGUGUCUAGCAAAUCGCAUUCGACUGCGAUUAUUGACCAUGCUGGAAUUCAUUGAGAGCUCCAAUUCGAAUACAAGUAGAUCUGCGCAGAACAUCAUCACAACACAACAUGAUACACGAAGCGAUAGUGAGAGCAGCAGCAGCUAUGUUGACAAUGAGAGCAGCAGCAGUAGCAUUGUCGACAGUAGACCAUUUGACGAUGACGUGACUGCUAGCCGCACGCUUAUGUUCGACAGCACUGCAGACGCAAGACUGCAUCAAAGGCUAUCACACGAUGGCGACAGAUAUGCAACAAGAACGACAACGUCUCGAGCUUUUCAAGACGAACAGGAGGCAAGGGAACUUGCUCGAGUGAAUCGUGAGUUAGAGAAACAAGCUGCGAGGUUACAGCAAUGUGCAGUGACGGAUGUGGCCAAGUAUGUCUUUGGAGGACACAAGUGGCUUGCGGUGCUGUGCAUUUCUGCACUAUUGUGCACCAUCUCGUCGUGUAUUUUUCUUCUCAUGAUCCAAGGAUUUCCAGCACUCGAGUCAACCGAGUUGUACAAGUCUCGGUGGUUUUACACCGUCGCGACAGGUUUUGUUGCGGCAAUAUGUGCUUGUCUUUCUCCAGACUGGCACUACUCAGUCAUUAUCUUCCUCCAAAAUGCCAUCUUUACGAUUUUGACUCUGCAUUCAACGACAUGCCCCAUUAACGAAAUUUCCUGUCAUACAGCAAUUACACCUUCGCAGACAUUUCUCACUGGUAUGGUGGUCUUCCUUGUGUUUCGAUUUGCUACAUGUCAGAGCAAUGUCGAAGCGCUUUUAGCAUUUAUGCUGGAUACGCUGGGUCUAAUCUACAUUAUUGGCACCUUAUCAGUGCUCGUUGCGUUCGUGGACGACGAACGCCGAAUACUUUACCGCAAAUUACUCAUUGCUCUGCUUUACGUCGUCUGGGCUUCUGACACUGGUGCUUAUAUCACUGGCAAGGCCUUGUCACUCUUGAAAUAUCCGUACUACAAUCCCCUUGCAGCUCAUUUAUCCAAAAACAAAGAUUACGAAGGAACCAUUGGUGCCAUUGGAUUUGGAAUCAUUGCCAUGAUCGUGUCAUCACAUGUACUGAAUAUUCCUGGUUCAUUGAGUACAAAGGUCCUUUUCACUGUCAUUGCCGUCAUUAUUGGACGUAUUGGAGACCUUUUUGAGAGUUUACUCAAACGUGCUGCAGGAGUGAAGGAUUCAGGCACAUUGAUUCCUGGUCAUGGUGGUCUCUUAGAUCGUAUUGAUGCUCUCAUGUUUGCAACACUGGUGUUUUCACGCUAUUACGCAAUCGUCUAUUGA
This is a messenger RNA of Peronospora belbahrii, 1440 nucleotides long. The record is from the annotation of a GenBank genome assembly. Lineage: Eukaryota; Oomycota; Peronosporomycetes; Peronosporales; Peronosporaceae.